AAAUUCCGUACCAUACACGACGAGAAAAAAGAACACCAAUUCACAGAGGAGAAUAAAAUAAAUGGAGGCGUCUCUUUCGUAGAAGGCAUAAAAUAAGGUAGCGAGCAUGGACUGGCUGAUCGCUGCAGACCCAGAGGAGAGGAUCCUAUCCUAUUCAUAUCGGUCGGUCAGCUCACGCUCGUGCUCGUGCUCGUGCUCGUCGCCGUGUGGACUCGCACACGUCUUUGAAAGAAUCCCUCCUCCCAUGGUCUCUUCUCCGAUCAUGCUCCAUCUGCUCAUCAUAUAAUAAAGACAACACCACACCAUUGUAGCCAGCUUCGGCCGGUCUGCCUACUCUCCAACACCACACCAUUGUAGCAACAAGAAGAAGAAGAAGACAGCCAACACGUACGCCAUUGCUUGUAGGCAGCUCGAUCGCGCGUCGUCGCUGUUGUUGUUGGCGAUUAAUAGCAAUGGAGGAGGAGCCGCAGCCGCAGGUGGAGGUGGAGGUGCCCUGCUACUUCCUGUGCCCCAUCUCGCUGUCCAUCAUGCGGGACCCCGUCACGCUCCCCACCGGCAUCACCUACGACCGCGACGGCAUCGAGCGCUGGCUCCUCACCGCCGCCACCUGCCCGCUCACCAAGCAGCCCGUGCCGGCGGACUGCGACCCCACGCCCAACCACACGCUGCGCCGCCUCAUCCAGUCCUGGUGCGCGCUCCACGCCGCCGACGGCGUCGAUCGAGUCCACACGCCCAAGCCCCGCGCCGACGUCGCAGCGCUGGUCUCGCGGCUCCACGACGCUGCCGCCGCCGGGUCAACGGCGCCGCAGCCACAGCUCCUCGCCGCGCUGCGCGAGCUCAGGGACGUGGCGGCCGAGAGCGACCGCAACCGGAAGCUCGUCGCCGCCGUCCCCGGCGCGGUGGACGUCCUGGCCGCGGUGUUCGCGGCGUCCGCCAACGCCAAGUCGUCGGAAGGCACAGCCGCCGCCGCCGCCGCCGUCCGCGACGAGGCGCUCGAGGUCGUCUCGUCGCUCCAGGUCCCGGAGCAGUGCCUGCGCCGCGUCGCGGAGACCAACGAGGCGCUGGUCUCGGCGCUCGUCUCCGCGCUGCAGCGUUCCAGCGCCGCGUCGAGGGCGCGCGCGGCGCUGCUCCUGGAGCGCGUCACGGCCGCGCUGCCGCCCAGCAGGCUGGCGUCCCUCCCGGAGCAGGUGUUCAGGGAGGCGGUGGAGCUGCUCCGCGACAGGCCGGCCGUCUCCAGGCCCGCCACCAAGGCGGCGCUGCACGUGCUCGUGCGCACGGCGGCGUGGGGACGCAACCGCGUCAAGGCGGUGGACGCCGGCGCGGUGCCCGUGCUCGUCGACAUGCUCUUCGACGACGGGGCGGAGCGCCGCGCGUGCGAGCUCGUCCUGGCGGCGCUGGACCGCCUGUGCGGGUGCGCGGAGGGGCGCGCCGACCUGGUGGCGCACGGCGCGGGAGUGGCGGCCGUGGGCAGGAAGGCGCUGAGGGUGUCGGAGGUGGCCACGGACAAGGCGGUGAGGGUGCUGCGGUCGGUGGCGAGGCACGCGGCGACGGCGGCGGUGGUGCAGGAGAUGGCGCAUGCCGGCGUCGUGGCGACGCUGUGCGUGGUGGCGCAGUCGGAGCAGUACGCCGAGAGGACGAGGGAGCGGGCGCGGGAGACGCUCCGGCUGCAUGCCAGGGCAUGGCGGACCUCGCCGUGCUUGCAUCACCACCUCCAGGCCCUGUACCCUUGCUGAUCGAUCUCCAUGCAAUAUAUGGGGACAUGCAUGCAUCCUCCAUUGCUGCGGUGGUCUUGCAGAGGAAACUCUUGCUGUUUGAUUCAUUCAUCCUUUUUCCGCCUUUUGAAACAAGGAUGAUGUAGUUGUACAAAGAGCAACAGAAUUUAAGGAGAGAAUUUUUUUUUUAUUAUUCCGAGUUUUUCGCUAGCCACAAAUAGAUGAU
Sorghum bicolor (sorghum) is the source of this 1938-nucleotide messenger RNA. Its product is annotated as E3 ubiquitin-protein ligase PUB23. Gene Ontology annotation, biological process: protein ubiquitination. NCBI's taxonomy places the organism in Eukaryota, Viridiplantae, Streptophyta, Magnoliopsida, Poales, Poaceae. Bases 453 to 1733 code for a protein of 426 amino acids. The transcript has a single exon. Gene Ontology annotation, molecular function: ubiquitin protein ligase activity. The record is from RefSeq and is a predicted model, not a curated record.